AUGUCUCCACUCCUCCAGAAGCGUCGGCCACCGCAACCGCCUGACCCUCCCACGUCAUCAGACCAGCGGAUUCCGAAUCGAUCACCUCAGAGCUGGUUUCGACCAGCGAACAACCCAUCUCGAUCUCCAUCCAAUCUAGCAAGAACUCAGCAUCCUCAUCGCGCCCUCGGCUUCUCAUCGAUUAGAGAGCUUGCUAGAUCCUCCUCACGCCAGACACUUCACACGCUUCCAACAGCUACGUACCAGCAGCCAUACUCUCACGGUUGCUCUCCGCCAAAAGAUGGAGAAGUGAGGCACCCGAUUGCAGCUAAAGACCCGGGCUUUCCCUUACCGUCAGGUUCCGGGUUGCAACACUCUCGCGGUUCCAGUGUCGAAUCACUUCCCAUUGAUAAGAGUGGCAUCUCAAACGAUUCUACUUACGCAACAACACCGUCGCCGGCAAAGCACCCCGCGUUUCAACUACUCGAAUCAGGCUCUCCUGUACAGCGGAAGAGUAUGGGCAACAAAGCCUCGACGGUGCUCAGGAAACCUAUUCCACCCGAGGGUAAGCAGAGCUCAGCGACAAUCACCACGGACCCAGAUAAAUCUCCUGGACCAUCACGCAAGCAGGCGUCUACUGGAGCACAACAGCCGGCGACCUUCCCAGCACGCGGAUCUUCCAUCAUAGUCAAUGUGCCGCGGCGGCGCUCUUCCUUGACCGUCCUUCAUCUCGACAGCUCCCACUUCGAGACACCUGACCCUCAGCAUCAAAAUUUGCAACAUAGAGCGAGUACACUUACGGAGCCGCGCCGUCGGCCAAGCAUUCUUUCAGAGACAAGACGCCCCAUCACCACCAUCGUGACAUCUUCCAGCGACACAACGCCCACGAUCGAGGUACAAAAACGUGAGACGCUAUCACCAGCCUUCCUCUCUCCACCAUUGCUUUCUCCCCCACUCUCCACCUCUCAGCUCUCAUCAGCUUCAUCGCAAGCGCAUUCCUUUAACUCUCGAAAUUCGGUGAUACCAGCCUUUAUCCACCUGCCAAAAACAUAUCCGGACGGUCCGAUUCCGGUGCCUGCGCCGCCACUGACAAUCACCCAUCACAGAUGCUACCAAUCACACAGACGUAUAUUGUUGUCGAGGAACAAAGUCAAUCCGGUCCCGUGCAUGACGUGUGGGGAGACGGAGGGCGAAGCGAGGUGGAAAUGCAUAUGGUGCGCGCUGAGAAUCUGUGGGGUGUGCAUGGCGGAAUUCGAUGCGAAGCAUAGAAAUUUGGAUAAGUUCCUCGCUUGUCUUGAGAAGACUAAGGAGGGCAGCAAAGAGAGCCGGGGCAAGGAUGAGGUCCAAGGGUUGGAUGGUAGAGGAGAAGAACGAACCGAGAUUAAGAAAGAGAACGUGCCGAGCAACAGGGAAUCGCAGAGGCUAAGCACUGCAGCAAAGGUUAAGCUCCGAACGGCGUCGAAAUGA
Messenger RNA from Letharia columbiana, 1446 nucleotides. RefSeq lists its product as uncharacterized. The record is from RefSeq and is a predicted model, not a curated record. The transcript has a single exon. The coding region runs from base 1 to 1446 and encodes 481 amino acids. Lineage: Eukaryota; Fungi; Ascomycota; Lecanoromycetes; Lecanorales; Parmeliaceae.